AUGAUGCCUCUUCUGGCGUUCCCAGUCGAGAUCCUCGGCUUAGUACUCGAGAACUUGAAUAUUUGCGACCUUUGGAAUGUCUACGACAGCUGUGAGGCACUCCGACUCUCCUCGGCGCGCUACCUCUUCCGUGCCUUGGAGAUCCGCUUCGACAGGGCAUACCCAGCCGUUCUGAACUCCCGGCCAUUUCCACUGUCGCCCAAUCGCCUAUUGAAGAUGGUGACACAAUGGUCUUUAUAUGUUCGAAAGGUUGAUGUCUGGGGCGACGAGGACUUUCUUCAACAGGAAUUUCUUGACGUCUUGGCCACUCUUGUCAAUCUCCGUACUUUCAGCUACCCCCCCAGCCUGGCCAGCUUUCAGACGCUUCUGGUGCGGCUGGGCGCGCUUCCGUCGUUGCGCAGCCUGAGUGUGGAUUUCAUGUCCCCGCGGAUCUGGACGGUUCCGGUGACUUUUAACCACCUGCGGCAACUGCAUCUCUUCUGCAUCGAACACGAACCCGGGCUGUGUAUCCUUCCGUCGCUUCCUGUCCUAGAAGCGCUGGCGUUGAAUUUUUGCUGCUACUGUUUAGAGCGCCUGAGACAUGGAGAGGGGCCCUGUACCAUGCUCCAGUUUCACCAAUUCCCGCAGCUCCACUCCUUGUCGAUAUCGGGCGCGCAGCGGGGAAGCGUCAUCUGGCGCGGACGAGCUUCCCAGCUUCGGAGACUUGAAAUCACCUUCUCCAACGGAAUAGAUUUGCAUAGUUGGCUGACCUGUGUUGGAAUAAAUCUCGAGGAACUCUACAUCUCUGACUGUGGGUUUGUGAAGGAGAACAGCCUGGCAUCCUUGGUCGCGUUUCCUGCUCUCAGGCAUGUGCGGAUAUUGGACUCUGUAUCUGGCCUCUCCUCAUUCUCUUCCUGCGCGGAGGUGCCAUCGUCGACAGAGCUCUGUUUGCGGAUAUACCCUAACGAUUUUGAAGACCUUGACGACUGGUCGCUCAUCUGGAAGCUUCUGGCACGGAACCCGGUAUUCCUUAGCUUAGCUGGCUCCCGGACCCUUCGAUACCCGUUGGAUCCAACUUCCCGUUUAUCUCAAAUCACAUCACAGCCCCAGACUCUUGUCUCGCUGCUGGGAUCUAGCUCAUAG
Molecule: messenger RNA, 1122 nt
Organism: Aspergillus tanneri
Lineage: Eukaryota; Fungi; Ascomycota; Eurotiomycetes; Eurotiales; Aspergillaceae
Exons: 4
Coding region: 1-1122 (373 amino acids)
Source: RefSeq, a predicted model, not a curated record